GUCCUCUCUCGCCCUCCUCGCUGGAGUCCCCGGGUGACUCGUGGGACCCUGACCUCUCACCUUCUGAGCACCUGGCGGCCGCAGCGGGCGGCGCCCUUUGGAGCGGGGGCGGGCCCCAGGGGAGCGGGAUGGCCUGGCGCUGGCCCCCAGCAAUCGGCUCUCUCCGCCGGGGACGAUGGAAGCGACCGUGGCGCCCGGCGAGGUGCUCAUGAGCCAGGCCAUCCAGCCGGCGCACGCCGACUCCCGCGGGGAGCUGAGCGCCGGGCAGCUGCUCAAGUGGAUGGACACCACCGCCUGCCUGGCGGCUGAAAAACAUGCCGGGCUCUCGUGCGUCACAGCCUCCAUGGAUGACGUUCUGUUUGAAGACACAGCUAGAAUUGGACAAAUUAUUACCAUCCGAGCCAAAGUGACUCGAGCGUUCAGCACGAGCAUGGAGAUCAGUAUCAAGGUCAUAGUACAGGAGAAGUUCACUGGCGCUGAGAAGCUCCUCUGUGUGGCUUUCUCUACGUUUGUAGCUAGACCAGUUGGAAAAGAAAAGGUCCGUUUAAAACCGGUCCCUCUUCAGACGGAGCAAGACCAAGUAGAGUACAGUCUGGCAUCGGAGAGAAGGAGAGUUCGCCUGCAGCAUGAGGACACCUUCAACAACAUCAUGAAGGAGAGCAGUAGGUUCGACGAUCCCAUUUACAACGGUGAGAAAGGAACAGCCACCACCAUGGGCACCUCCGUUGAGAGCAUUGAACUUGUCCUCCCACCCCAUGCAAACCAUCAUGGAAACACGUUUGGCGGGCAGAUUAUGGCAUGGAUGGAGACAGUGGCCACCAUUUCUGCAAGCCGCCUGUGCCAUGGGCACCCCUUUCUGAAGUCUGUGGACAUGUUUAAAUUCCGGGGACCAUCCAAAGUUGGGGACCGCCUCGUCUUCAAUGCCAUAGUCAACAACACGUUUCAGAACAGUGUGGAAGUUGGGGUGCGCGUUGAGGCCUUUGACUGUCAGGAGUGGGCUGAGGGCCGAGGCCGCCACAUCAACAGCGCUUUCCUCAUUUACAAUGCUGUUAAUGAUCAGGAGGAGGUCAUCAUCUUCCCCAGAAUCCAACCCAUAUCAAAGGAUGAUGUUCGACGUUAUCAGGGAGCUAUCGCAAGAAGGAGAAUUCGCCUAGGCAGGAAAUAUGUUAUUUCCCACAAAAAAGAAGUUCCACUCAACACAAAAUGGGAUAUAAGCAAAAAGGGAUCCCUCAGUAAUGCCAAUGUGGAAGAUCUCAGAAAUUUGGCAUCCAAAAGUGGCUGGGAGAUUACCACCACCUUGGAGAAGAUCAAAAUAUAUACCCUGGAAGAACAAGAUGCCAUAUCUGUUAAGGUUGAGAAGCAUGUUGGCAGUCCAGCACACACGGCUUAUCAUCUCUUGUCCGACUUCACGACGCGACCUUUGUGGGACCCUCAUUACAUAUCCUGUGAAGUCGUAGACCAGGUGAGUGAGGAUGAUCUGAUCUAUCACAUCACCUGUUCUGUGGCAAAUGGAGACAAACCCAAAGACUUCGUUGUACUUGUGUCACGAAGAAAGCCUCUCAAAGAUGAUAACACUUACACUGUAGCAGUGAAGUCGGUUUCUCUGUCAUCGGUCCCGCCAUAUCCACAGUACAUCAGGAGCGAGGUCAUAUGUGCUGGGUUUCUCAUCCAGGCUGUGGACAGCAGUUCAUGCACUGUAGCGUACCUGAAUCAGAUGUCAGACAGCAUUCUCCCUUACUUUGCUGGCAAUAUUGGUGGCUGGUCAAAAUCCAUUGAGGAAGCUGCAGCUGCUUGUAUAAAAUUCAUAGAGAAUUCUGCUCAUGAUGGACUCAAAAGCGUGUUAUAGAUGGUCAGCUCUCAAUUACCUGUAAUUUAAUUUCCCAGGUUUAAUUCCAAGUGUCCUUAGCCCUUUCACUCGGCAGGCUUUGGGGCCAUACAAUGAUUUAAUGGCAGCCUAAGCAAGAUGCAGUUAAGAAGAUAUUAAAAACCAGCAUGUGUUCCGGUGAUUUGGAUUCAAACUACAAGACGUCUAAAACCCCACUGUACAGACAUUGGGAAAUUGCCUGGACGCAAUAUUGCAUGAUCUAUAAAAUGUCACAAAGUUAGUUAAAACUCUCAUGGACAUCUCCAAAUUACAGAAGUUCAAUGUGUAUUUUGCAAUGACAAGUUUAUAAAAUGUGAACAAUGGCAGGCUUUAAGCCCAUGGGUGUUUAACAUUGUUCCAUGGGCAGCAGAUGUCUCUGUCAGGGGUCUCUGAGAAGAUGUAUUCCAUGUUUUAGAACUUUAAAUUAGGAAGCAUUAAAACAUAAUGGAAUUCAAUCAAUUCUGGUAAUAGGAACUACUUUACUCUUGUCAUGUUCCAUAUAUUCCAGGUAGAUGGCCAAUUUAGUAUCUAUUUCUAUAUGUGUGCACACCAAGCACCUGUAAAGUGUGAUAUUACAAAGAGAAUAUUGACUGAGCUCUUCUUUAUGCGAUCCCAUUAGCACUUGAUCCCCUAGACCUCAACAUUUGUCAUUCUACACGAUGAUGGAUCUUAACCCAUAAGACAAAACAGAAUGUGUCUGGCCAGCCCCCUUCAAAGGAUGACUUUUCCAAAUUGAAGAUCUUUAGAGUUGAGAGCAAGAGACAGGCUCGGCCAUCCUGCUGUGAGCGCACCAGGUCUCUGCCUCCUCCCACUAGCCCCCUUGCAUAGUCUAGGCUGGUUACAAUUAUGUUUAUUUAUCUGUUUCAAGUUUUCCUGCAUGUGAGCUUUAGAAUGCAUUCUAAUUCUAUAAAUUACUACUUAUGUAUCAAAAGAGUCGAUUUGUGGAAUAGAACAUUCUAGAACAAAAAAGACUUCUGGAACUAUUUUACAUUCUAAAGGGUAACAGAAUUAGUGAUAAUGGGCUUAGAUUACACUACAACUUAGUGUGUGAAAAUUUCAGACUUCUGAUUGAAGACACUUCCAAAUGCUAUAUGCAUAGGCUUGGUCUUUGAUUUUAGUUCUUGAAAUGUUUUCCUGAACAGAAAUGGAAAUAUUGCGAGUAUCUUUAGCUGACUCACUUUGAGUCAUAGAGACGCUGUCUGCUCCGGUUUGCAGGGUCCACCUUACCCAGGAGGGACAGUAGCUACAUACACUCUCACCUAUUCUAGGUUUUUCCCAUAUCACAUACUUAUGAUGAGGCUUGGUUGAUAAGUUAGAGAUUUGCAAUAGCCUUUAAUAAAGUAGAACCAUCAUGGCAAUAUGCUAGAAUAAAAACUGUGAAUAUGAGCUCCCUCUCAAAAUGUCUUGCCAUGCUGAGCUUACCUUUCUCUUGUCUUCCUGAGAUGGGAAGAGAGGACAGUGUCUACAGGGGCAGAGAAGCUAAGCAGAGGUGAACUCUGUAGACACCGAGACACAGCAUUAGCUGCCACUGGCCUUCUGUCUUGAACACUGCAGUUUUGUGAUAGGAAUACUGAGUGUCACAGACAGGAAAACACGGUAGAUUCGCUGCAUGGGAAGAUGAUGGUUCAAUCUCCUGGCAGGACUAAUUUCAACACACUACACAGAAUGCUGCAUAAUACCGCUUACAAAUUGCUUAAUUCUAGAAUUUUCCAUUGACUAUUUCCAGUGGUUGACAGAGUGACAACCAGGCACACUGGGUUGGCUGGGUGAUAUGGGCAUAGUCCAUACUCACCAGCAUUCUCUGAUAUGACAGUCAUUAGCCUCACAAAUUUCUUAACAUUGAAUGAAUUUAAAGCAGUUCUUCAGCCACACCAGCCCCCUUUCACGUACUGCUGGUCACCCAAAGUUGGUGACUGCUGGAAUGGGAGGUAUGGGUGUGAAACAUGUCCAUCUUCAAGAUCUGUUCAGUUUGUUUCAGUCUUAUAACACAGGCAGGCCCCCCUGUUUUCCCAAUUUCACCCAACCUCCUGUCAAAGAAUUCCAUCUUCCUAAAGGUUUUGUCCUGUGCUUCUGAGCAGAGAUGUAGAGGCAUCUAUCUGGCUGCUUCAGGGUCACCCAGUCCAUCCUAUAUUGAAGUGUUCAAUUUUAGGAGCUCUUGUCUUUACAGACUUUGAAAGGGCAUGAUAUAGGAAAAGACAGCAGCAUGCUGGUGUCUUCUUAGGCUACUCCAAAACUAAACCUACUGUCCAAAACCAUGCUACAGUGCAUCUGGGUUAUGAAGCAAUAGCCCUUGGGUUUACAUUGUCCUAAAAACCUUUCUAUGACAUUUUAUUUAUUUGUUUUAUGUGUAUUCAUCAGAUUGGUGGGGGUGGGCACAUGCCACUGCACCUGGGUGAAGGUCAGAGAACAACCUGGGGGAGUCAGUUCUCUCCUUCCACCUUGUGAGCCCCAGGGCUUGAAAUAAAGUCGUUAGGUUUGGGGGUAAGCCCCUUUACCUAAUGAGCUAUCUUUGUGGGCCAUGCAUUUCCUCUUUAUUAUAGGAAAAUGUCUGCCCUUCUGCCAUUCAUACUACUGACAUCUUUUCUGGUAGGCAUUCUAUGCUCUGUGGUUUCUGCAAGGACUGGAAUGCACUUUUUAUAGCAUAAAUAAAAUGAAUAAAUAAUAUGCAGUGUUGGAAGGCCCACUGUCUGGGAAAAUAAAGCAGGCAAGGGAGAUGAGCUGGGAGGAUUGAUUUUUAGGGUGACUAGAGAUACUUGAGCAUAAACCAGACACACAGAGAGAGUGAUACAAAGACCUGUAGCUAUAGGAUAGGACCCCACCAAAGGGUCAGCCCUCGUCAGCUCCCAAGGACAACGCUUCUGCCUCAUUCUAGGAAAAAUGGAAAACCAAGUGAGCCUGCCACAGAGUGACAGAUAAUUAAAAACAGCAGAAUCUCAAGACAACAUUUCUCUCCCGUCUAGAGCCAGGCUCUAAGCAAAUGUGGACGUAAGGUAAGCCAUUAACUGGUUCAGCAGAUGUCAGCUGGCCAGGGGAUGGGGACAGGAAGUUGGGGAGGCUCUCAUCAGGUCCUAUCCCUAACUAUAGAAAGGGAUAUUGGUACAUGACAGUUACUCAGGGAGAGAGCGUCAUUCUUGGUUUUGUUUUUUUGUGGAGGGUGGGGGAGAGGAUGGCUACUGGCAAGUUGCCCAUGUCCCACGUCCCAUACCCUUGCACAUAUGGGCAGCACUAAUGGACUUAAUGGGCGAUUUAAAUUAAACAAACAAAAAAGGACAGGAAGCUGGGAGCGUUGUUGGGAGGGUUCAGGAGGAACUGGUUGGGGAAGAUGGGGAGGUUGGAUAUUAUCACCUCUUGUUGUAUAAUGUAUGAAAUUCUCAAAGACUACAUUAAAAAAUAAAGUUUUCAAGCUCCAAAAGGGAGUCACUUAAAUGCAGAUUUCAUUAGAAACAUGCUGCUUUUACAUAAUUAUAGAAACACUACAGAAAAUCACUAACUAGUCAUUAUUAUUCAGACAGAAAUAUUAACAAUUGAACAAGCAUUUAGUCUUUCAUUAUUAUGUAUCAAAUUCGUGCUCCAAUG
Onychomys torridus (southern grasshopper mouse) is the source of this 5440-nucleotide messenger RNA. It is a transcript of the gene Acot12, whose product is annotated as acyl-CoA thioesterase 12. The transcript is spliced from 15 exons. Bases 176 to 1846 code for a protein of 556 amino acids. Gene Ontology annotation, molecular function: lipid binding; acetyl-CoA hydrolase activity. Gene Ontology annotation, cellular component: extracellular exosome. The record is from RefSeq and is a predicted model, not a curated record. NCBI's taxonomy places the organism in Eukaryota, Metazoa, Chordata, Mammalia, Rodentia, Cricetidae.